Messenger RNA from Lagopus muta (rock ptarmigan), 15542 nucleotides. It is a transcript of the gene DIDO1, whose product is annotated as death inducer-obliterator 1. Gene Ontology annotation, biological process: apoptotic signaling pathway; DNA-templated transcription. The record is from RefSeq and is a predicted model, not a curated record. Bases 6349 to 13803 code for a protein of 2484 amino acids. Gene Ontology annotation, cellular component: nucleus. The transcript is spliced from 17 exons. Lineage: Eukaryota; Metazoa; Chordata; Aves; Galliformes; Phasianidae.
GAAUACAAGUUUUUGACCACAGGAAAGUGCUUUCCUCCCCCCCACUUUCUAUAUAAAAGGGAAAAAAAGAGCAGAACUGUGUGUGCUGCUUGGGAUUGUGCUUACAGUGGUUCCUAAUGUUCUGUUGGCUGUGUCAUUUGUGCUUGUACUGCUCAGAACUUGAGAGGUAAACCUGAUCAAAAACUUCACAUUUAUUUUUGUUGCUUUGGGUAAACUCUUGGUUUAGAGUCGAGUAGAUGUGUAGCUUGCACAGAAAGUGUGAAGAAAAGCUUUAGAUGGUGUUACAGGAGUAGUAAGAAAGUUAAAAGUUUGGUAGUAAGCCAUUAAAGUCUCUGCCUUGUGUGAAGCUGUGGGGUAGAAAAUACCAGUCACAGCUCUAUAAUAUUUUUUCUUAGUUCCUGUAUCCUUAAAUUGGAAACACGGAAGUAUCAGCUUUGUUUAUUGAAGUGAUUAUGGCUUGCACUUUGGAAGAUGUGCGCAGUGUGUCAGAGUGUCUUGAGGUUUGGCUUUUAUCAAAAUUCUGUCGGUAUUGUUGGUUACAAUUCUUUUCCCAGCUGUUAACAGCUGGCAGACACUCAUGUACACAGAUAACAUUGGGCUCUGUUGAUGUAGCUUUGUUCAUUCAGAGAAUGUGUGAACUUGCUUCAUCCUGAGAUAAACCUCUUUACAUAGGAGGGCCUGUACUGAUGUGCUGGUAGAGCUUUCAGAGUCAGUGUGCAGCUGCACUGAUGGAGCUGUAUUGCCCUGAAAUGGUGCAUGCCUGCCACCCCACCCUGUGAAAACAACAUGCAGGUGAAAGUACAGUUGUAAUGGUGCCAUUACCUCUGUGUGAGGAGCAUACACCACUGCUCUGUUCAUUAAGAACUUGCACCCCUUAAUGUUUCUGACUUGUGCGAUUGUGCUGGUGAAAGAGUAUUUCUGCUACUUGUUCAGGAAAAUAAACUUACAAUACUUGGUGCUGUGUUCAUUCUGGGGCAUGACAGAGUGGUUCAUCCUUUUUAUUUAUUUAUUUAUUUAUUUAUUUUGAGUGUAGUCCUAUAGAAGUAGGAUAUUUCCAGUGUUUUUCAUGGGAAGAUUAUUUUAAAGCCUGAGACAUCCAAAUAAACUUAAGUCUCUGUAUUCUGUGUUGCAUAAGCCAGGGAGCUGCCCACACCACUUGUUUUAGUUGGGUAGCUGUAUUAUACUCUGCGGCUGCUCGUUGUCUUUUCGGAGUCUUACCAUUGACUGGAGUCCACUGUGUGUCUGUGGUAACAUGGUUUUGUGCUUGCACAUUAAAUUCACUGCCUCCAGAGGUGCCACAUUCACUGCAGUGUGCAGGACUGCUGUCCUGUUUGUGGCAAUGGCUUUCUUAGACUCAUGUACGGUAAGUGAGUAACUUGACACACAUCAUGGGAGGGAAGGGAUGAUGGUGUAGACACACUGUGGAGGGACUUAAAAUAAUGAUUGAAGCAGUUUUAAUUUGGAAAGCUUCUUUAUUACAAGAGUGAACACCACUUGAAAGUAUGUGUUCUUGUAAUAAAUGUAUUUUUUUUACAUAAGCUGCCAAAUUGGUCUCGUUUGCUUGUGGAUUUUGUUCUGUUUCUUGAUACCUUUCUUAAGUGGAGGAACUGAUCUUCCAAGGGUACAAAUUUUCCCGUCCUGCAGUGCAUCACUUUCUGUCUUGGAUCAGCAUAAUCUCACAUUAGUUGUCUGUUCUCUUCCAUUGCUUUUGUUAGGAGUUUAGAUGGGGUGCUAUGCAACACUUCCCAGUUACUGCAGUUGGGCUUUGUGAAUGUUGUUCCUGUCUUUGUAAAGGUGGGUGGGCAGGUGAGGCAGAAGCACAGGAGCUCUUAGUGGAUGUAGGAUGAGACUUGUGGAGGUUAUUGCUGCCGUCUCUGACCAGUAAAUAUUGUGUCCUGUACGUGGGAUUGGAAUACAUCUGUGGUAGUAAAUGCUACCUUGAAAGUAGAUCUUGAUGCUUUGUGCUGUUGUGUGCAGAGUUAUUUGCCUAGAUAUAUUACAGCUUCAUGCAGCUUAAGUUUCUUCUUCCUUUUAUUAGUGUGGGGAUAUUUAUGAGGAAUAUGGCUGUAUUACUGAGCUGUGCAUUACUGAAUAUGCAUUGUUGAAAUUAGAGUAUGUUAAUGUGUUCAUUUUUUAAAAGGGAAAUAAUUUAUUGAUUCUGGAAUAGGAAGAAGUUAACUUCUACUUCUGAGCUGUUAGUACUGCAGUACAUUUUUGCAGCAUUAUUUUUGAUUGCUUUUUAUACUCUUACAUCUAAUAAUAAGCAGUGAAGAGCUCUUAAGCAAACUGUGUCUUUAUCAGCUUUCAAAUGCUGAGUUUUUACUGGUAUAAAAUGUGUUUACUAGGAAUGUCUGGGCUUCUGACCUUUACACUGUUGCGCUGCUGUAUCUGUUGCAGUCAAAUAGUGAGAUGGUCAAUUGUUCAGGGAGUGGAGUUGGGAAAUAAAUCAGUUUCCUCACAUGGGGAGUUCAGCAUUGUGGUCACUGCCUUUCUCACUCUGCUGCGUCUCUUCUGUUGCAAUGUUCCCACUUCACAACUCUUGGAAAGGCAAUUUCCUUCUUUCAGAAGGGAAGUAUCAGAACUAGUAAUCAGUGGGCACGUUUUAUAUUAAAGUAGACUAUAUUCUAGUUGAACAUAUAGGGGAAAAGAUGGUACACUGUGCAAUCAAAGCUUUCUUAGCAUAGGUGUAUGGGUUGUGUCAGAUCUGUACGUGUUGGCAUACACCUGCAGGUGUCAGGGACUCCAUCAGCCUUGAGAUAGAUGUGGACUGAGUGAGUCCUCAGAGAAGUGGUGGAACACAUCACAUUUACCAUCAGUAUCUGUUGCUUCUCACAGAAGUAGUCUGCUCUUACAGCUUUCCUGAAGGAGCAGGUGGAGAGAACUGCACUGCAGCCCUGUGUGUGUGCAGCUUCUUCCAUUGCUAGUGAUGAACCUAUUUCCUGCUGUUCUAAGGGGUCAGUGAAGUUUACCUUUUCUCUGCUUUCUGGAUAAAACUUCUGAUCUAUGUAUAUAAUAAGUUUUGCCCUACUGAAUUCCUCCAAGCUGCUUUUGUGAUGCUUCAGAUGCAAAGAAUUAAUUUUGUUAAUGUGAAGGAGAAAGAGUGCAAGUUUUCCUCGAUGUCAUCUUUGACAAGUUGGGGACAAAAAGAUUUUCAGUGGAAUCAAACAUCGAACUGGGAGUGACAUUAAGUGAACUAUGCCAGCAGUUUUUUCAUUUGCGUCAGAAAUGAUGUCCUUAUUUGACUUCUCAGACAAUCACAUGAUAUGAUGUGAUAAUUAACCUAUUCACUUCAGAGUUUUUGGAAGUCUUCUAGUUGAAGCUAGUAUCUUAAGUUGGGGCCAAGACUGUUUUCUUGUCUGGAUACAGCGUUAAAAGUAAGACUUUUAUUAUGCUUUAAAUUUCUUUGUGGAUGAAAUACCUUUCUGUAUUCCUAUUAGCUCUAGCUUUUGGAGAGUUGCUGAAUCUUACGUUGAUGAUCCUUGUGAUUAUUGCAGAUCUCUGACUUGCCUUUGGGUCAUAGCACUGAGUAUUAAUAAUGUGUCUGAAGCAUUAACUGGUGUCUUAGUGGACUUAGCAAAGCAGCCAAAGCCUGUGAAUUCCUGUUAGAGCAGAAGUAAGUCCCCACUGUUAAGUAAGAGGGCUAAAUGAAUCAAGUCCUGGGGUGCUAAAGCCUGUAAAGUGUCUGAGUAUGCAGUUAACUCGCUUUCUGUGUUUAUGUGGGGUUUGUUGUAUGUGAGGUGUUUCAAAACCAAAUACAUUUUUGUAAGGAGAUUUAAAGGCACAUAAAGAGAUGAGAAUUAAGCUGGAUGUCAGCUGGAUGUCAUUGUUUGGACUAAAACACUUAGCAGGAUGUUUGUAUAGCCUGUAGUUUAGUAGGUUUGGGAACUUGUACAGAUUACAGCAUAUUGUUGGAGCGUAGAAGAGUAGCUCUCAUCUAAGAACAUGCAGGAAGAGAUGCAGGAUACUUUGCUAAGUGAACCCGUUAACAGGGCCUAGCACUAAUGAGAAGAUAAAGAACAUUAUUCUUAAUGAAUUCCUCAGGAAUUAGGUAGCUCAUAAGCUGGAAUUGGAGAAUUUACCAUGAAUUUUGCCUUUGCUUUUUGUUUGUACCCAAGUCCUCAGAUGAAGGAGAAACUCUUGGUUGCUCUUAAUUCAUGUUAAAAGUAAUAUUACUAAGUUGUCUUUCAAUCUCUUUUUGUCAAGUGAGAUCUUCCCGGUUAAUUGAGACAAGAAAUUGAUUGUGCAAUUAAGAUAAGUUCUGAAAAAGACAAGGUCUUUAUGCAGUCUGUGAACACAUUGAAUGCUUACUACCUCUUUAGGGCCAGUAAAUUGGAGAUAAUUAAUUUUUAAAUGGAUCUUUGUCUAAAAAACAGCAACACAAAAAAGAUGGGGAAAGAUAGCUGUUGUUUGAGAAGUUCUGUCAUCUUCAGGGUUAAGAUGUUAUAUUGAGGCAUCUAGAACAGCUUAAUUUAAUUACCCUUCUGCAACUACAGGUAUCUUCAGGUUGCCUGUCCUGCAGUUGCCAUCUCUCAGCCAUAGGUAACUUCUUGUAGCUGACUUUUUUGUGUGUGACGUUUGUCAUCUGUUUGGCUCCAGCAAUGGCAGCUUCUGAGGUUUUGGCUGAAGGUGAGAAUGAGAGUGGACUUACAGAAAAGAAAGAGGAAAUCAUAGAUUUUCCAUUUUUGUUUUAAUGUACGCAGUGUGUUUGUGAGCAACUGCUGUCACAGUAGCAGGAUUUGGAAUUUGGGAAUUUCUUUUCUGCCUCUUGUUAAAUCAGUUGCUGAUACUCAUAGACUGAAUGAUACAGUACUGCAUCGAGAAGGAUGCUGAAUGGGAGUGCUGGCUUCUGCUAUUCUCCUCACUUUUUGAGAGUAGUUGAUCACACUGGAACUGUAAACUUCUAUCAGAUAAAGCUAUAAUGCCAUAAGGACUUCAGUGGCUUUACUGUUUUUUCCUUCAGCUGAAAACUUCAGCUUAGGGCUUUGCGUGUUUUGUUUAGUGACAGUUAUUUCUUGUUUUAAUGCUUAGGAUACUUUGGCUGCCUCUGAAACUGAGGUCCAGGAUGAAUUCAAGAGCCUGACUUUUUCAGGGGAUAUAAGAGCAUUCUCCUGAAAAGUGAUGGAGUAUGAAAAAACCUGUGUAAAUGCUUUCUUGACCAAAUAUUAUUUUUCAAGAUACUCUGUGUAGCUUUUUGCUCUACUUCUAGACAAGUGACUGUUGUUUCACUGGAAUGCUCACACUGUGGUUUGCAGUCUUAAUACAUUGAUCAGAGUUUGAGAAGGCAAUCUUGGCUGAGGGGCAGCUGGGGCAGUACAGCUGGGUAAGGUGUGAUGAGCUCGUGCUGAGUGGCAGCUGAGCUGUUGUUGCUGCUUAAAAGGGCUCUUGUUCUCUUGUAUGUCUUUGCAGUUUUGAUACUAAUUCUUCAUCCUUUCACCAAGGGGAGGUGGCUGGGGGGAAGGCAGCAUAAAUGAGCAGCCUUAGUAAUGUUAGCAUUGCUCUUUGUUUUUCAUGGUCCGUAACUGUGAAUUGAAUAAGCAUUUGAAUCCAUUGUUUAAUGAGGAACUGUUUUGUUUUGUUACCAUUUUAGUCUACAAAGCUUGAAGUUCUAGGCUUGCUUCAUCUGUGGAAGGGAAAGAGUUAUUGCCUUUUAAAGAAAUUCAUAACCUGUCCAACUUUAUUUGUAGGUAGCCUUAAAGGCUUACUUUAAGGAUACUUUAUUAGAAAACCAAGCAUUUUCAUACCAAAUGUAGGGGAUAGUUUAAACAUUAAAUUCUUAAGCCUUCCACCUUGGAAUUAUUUUAAAAUUUUAAUUUUGUUAAGAUUAUGUGUAAUAGAGAGAAUAAUAGGUAAUAGAGGUAAUAAUGGUAUCAUGUCUUUAUUUAAAACAAAAAACCUCACCCAUGUUAUUAUUGCAUAGAAUUUCUUGAUUUAAAAUUGUGUUAAAAAAAAGUUAUAUUAAACUAUGAACUGUGUGUAUACUCUGUAGCCACGCCUCUCAGUGGGGUAUGACUUCAGACUGAAAAUCAGAUUGUGUUCAGGGAGCCAGAAUAUCUCCUGAGAAGAUGCUGAUUGCACUUGGAGAGCAAGGUAGUGAUAUCAGUUGUGUGGCUCAGCACGGAAAUUGAGAAGAGCAUGUUGCUCAAACAGCCCUUCAUACACCAAGGUGUGACUGCAGAAUGAGGGCAGUAUUCUGGUCGACAAUUCUUUAGUAUAUAUUAGAUAAAUUAUUCAAAUAAUAUGUUCCUUUUGAGUGUUUAAGAAAUAGUUUAUUUUCAUAGCUUAACGUUAGAGUUGAACAAGAAGCUGACUUUCCCUCUUCCUUUAGGAUUAUCACUUAAAAAUUACGUGAUGUGUGAUGAGUUGGAGAUUCUGAACAGGGAGAUUGAAAGGUUAUUGCAGAGCAGCAGCGUGGAAGAAAGCACUAAGAAUAACUCAGACUGUCUUCAGACAUCACUGACAGACUCGGAUGUAAUCACUGGUUCAGACUCUGGAGCAAAAUACGAAUUAGAGCAGCAGUCGUCAGAAAAAGAAUUUUUGGUAUCUGCUUCUGCUGACAACUCAAAGAGACAGUCUGGUGCUUCUGAGUCAGGCAAUUCAGCAUGUGCUGGAAGGAUAAUGCUGAAUGACUCUGAUCCUUUGCUGCCCUCUUCUGGCUCUCCUUUUAAUUCAGCUCAACAGGGAGAAACUGUUCAAACCUCUAAUGCUGUGUCAGUGUUUCGAGGUGGGGAGAGUUGUGUCUAUACUAUGGAACAAGCUGUAAGCUUACAGCCAGUGUCUAUGGAAUCUGAAUCUAAUACUGACAACAUGGAAAACAGCUCCCCUGCAUCAGCUUUGGAUGAAAAAGAUGAGCAAAGCAAUGAGGAGGAACAAAAAUCUAUCAAGCCUACAAGCAAAGAAUUCAGGAAAACCUGGGGGUUUCGAAGGACUACAAUUGCCAAGAGAGAAGGUGCUGGAGACAUUGAUAUGGACUCUAGUGAACAACAGCCACAACAACAGCAACAAAGCUUAAAUCUCAGGCGUAGUGGGCGACAACCAAAGAGAACAGAAAGAGUGGAAGAAUUUCUUACAACAGUGAGGCGCAGGGGGAGGAGAAAUGCUCCUAUUGCUUUGGAAGAUUCAAGUGAACCUGCAUCCUGUCCAGCUACAGAUGCUGAAACUGCAUCAGAAGAUAGUGUUGAAAGUGCUUCAGAUACAAAGCCUGGAACUCGCAGAACUAGGAGCAGUAAGGAUCAGAAAGGCUCUAAAAGCAGGCGUACAAAAGAGGAAGAGGAGGAGGAGGAUGAAGAGGAGGAGGAAGAUACUUCUGACAGUGACAGUGAUGGGUUAACACUGAAGGAACUGCAGAACCGACUGAGAAACAAACGUGUUGAACAGAAACCGACACUGAAAGAAAUACAGAAUCGCUUGAGAAAAAGAAUUUCAGGGCAAGAUCCUGCAGAAACAGAUAACGUCCAGCCUGAUCAGCCAGUUAAGACUGAAUUACCUGUGAAACAGGAGCCUGACAUUGUAGAUAACACUGAGAUUGCAAGUCAGGUUGUUGUGUCUGAGGAAAACACUGAAGAUCUUCAGGUUCAAAAGGAGGUCAAACCUCCUGCUGGAACAAAAGGAAUUACAGAUGAGCAACCUGAAGAACUGCCCAAAAGCAAACCAGAGUCUGAGAUUUAUGACCCCAAUGCACUGUAUUGUAUUUGUCGUCAGCCUCAUAACAACAGGUUCAUGAUUUGUUGUGAUAGAUGUGAGGAAUGGUUUCAUGGUGACUGUGUGGGUAUUUCUGAGGCUCGAGGGCGGCUGUUGGAAAGGAAUGGUGAGGACUAUAUCUGUCCAAACUGCACCAUUCUACAGGGACAGGAUGAGUCUAUUUCAGAAACAGACCAGCAGGAAGCUAAAGCAGGGCAAGUAAAUGUGGAUGGUACAGAAUUCACGAGCAUAGGAACAGUUGAACACAAGUCUGUUGAGGACCAAGGCAUCAAGGGUAGGAUUGAAAAAGCUGCAAAUCCAAGUGGGAAGAAAAAACUCAAGAUAUUUCAACCUGUAGUUGAUGCUCCUGGUGUGUCCAAGUGCAUUGGUCCUGGAUGUUUCAAUGUGGCUCAGCCUGAUUCUGUGUAUUGCAGCAGUGACUGCAUUCUCAAACAUGCUGCAGCCACCAUGAAGUAUCUGAGUACAGGCAAAGAUACAAAACCAAAACCUAAGGAGAAGACCAAACCAAAAUCUGAAAAACCUGGUGUGACAAAAUCUCAUCUCCAGGCAGGCACUAAGCCUCUUUCAAACCAGAAGAGACAAUUUCCUGAGAAAAAAGAAACGAAUGUGAAGAAGACUGUUUUGUCAGCUGCCAAGACUGAGGCAAACACUCAACCUAUUGCUAGAGAGCCAGCAGCAGAAAACACCACGCCAUCAUGGGCAAGCGAUCAUAAUUACAAUGCUGUAAAGCCUGAAAAGACUGCUGCCAUAUCAUCUUCACUGUUGUUCAAAUCUCAAAAGGGAGAUAAAAAGAAGGAAGACAAAGCAGCAGAGCACACUGUGGCAUCAAAGAGACCUGUUGCUUCAACAUCUGUGGCAGAGAAACAGGCAUCUCUCACUAAAAAUCUUCUUCCCAAGAAGGCCCCAACCUUCUCUAGCUUGUCACUAGCCAAACAGCCACUGAAGUCUUCUACUGGGAGUUUCAAAGGCGUAAUUCCCAAGAAGCCGUGGCCUUCAUCAGACAGCGUUCCUUCAAAGCCUUCAGCUCCUUCUCCUGCCUCAUCGCUACCCAAAAAGCCAGUUGCAUCGUCCAGUUUGGGUGCAGGACUCAAAAGGCCUGCUCCAUCUUCUGUUCCCACUGCAUCUGGAAGUAGUCAAGUGAAAGUAUCGGCUGUUCCUAUCCAGUCACAGCCCAACUCUCAGAUUCGACAAAAUAUUCGGCGAUCCCUAAAAGAAAUUUUGUGGAAGAGAGUCAACGAUAGCGAUGAUCUGGUCAUGACAGAGAGUGAAGUGGGGAAAGUAGCGCUAAAUAUUGAGAAGGAGAUGUUUAAUUUGUUUCAAGUUACGGACAACCGAUACAAGAGCAAAUACCGCAGCAUCAUGUUCAAUCUCAAGGACCCAAAAAACCAGGGACUUUUUCAUCGUGUUCUUCAUGGGGAAAUCUCUCUGUCAAAACUUGUGAGAAUGAAACCAGAAGAACUUCUAUCUAAAGAACUGUCUGUGUGGAAAGAGAAACCAACCAAAGCAGUGAUGGAGUCGAGAAAAAAAUCACAGGAGGUCAAGAAAGUACCUGUGAAACGGGAACAUGCACCUGAUCUUAAUAUGGAAGACUCUCCACCAGUGUCUGAUUCCGAUGAGCAGCAAGAGUCAGCACGAAGUGUACCAAAAUCAAACAGUGCUCCUUCUUUGGAUGUUUUUAGCAGUAUGUUGAAGGAUACAACAAGUCAGCACCGAGCCCAUCUUUUUGAUUUAAACUGCAAAAUUUGUACAGGUCAGAUUUCAGCAUCUGAAGAUGAAGUACCUGCUAAGAAGUCAAAGUCAGCGGCUUCUGUUAAAAAGGUGGAGACAAAAUCAAAACCAGAAGUUCAGCCGAAGUACGAAAGUUCUGCACCAGCAGCAGCAGAGCCAGCCAAAGAGGCAGUAGCUGAAGAUGCAAUGGAAACUGAUGUUGAACCUGCAGCAGAAGUGGUUUCCCAGUCAAAUGUAGAAAGAUCUUAUAUUCCUACGACUCAAGUCCAGAACAAUGCUGACUCCUCUGUCCCUGAAGAAGCUUCAUCUCUUCCUGCUGUUUGUGCUGGUGGAGUUGUCACAACUGUAACAGUUUCUGGUAGAGACCCGAGGACGGCCCUGGGUACCUCCUCUGGUACUGCAGCAACUGCCCCACGAUCUGGUCCUGCAUCUGAGAAAGUUUCAGUGGGAGAAUCAAAGCAGGAAACGUCAAAGCCAGUUAUGACUGUCCCCAAAUCAAUAUUAACAAAACCAUCGUCUUCACCAGAUCCAAGAUACUUAGCUGUUCAUCAGUUACCCAGUAUCAACGUUGCAGAGCCACGCUCACCUCAAGACAGCGACACUUCCCUCUUCCUCUCUCGUCUCAACACCAUCUGGAAAGGAUUUAUUAACAUGCAAAGUGUGGCCAAAUUUGUCACUAAAGCAUAUCCUGUCUCCGGGUGCUUUGAUUAUCUUAGUGAGGAUUUACCAGAUACAAUUCAUAUUGGUGGGAGGAUCUCACCGAAGACAGUCUGGGAUUAUGUUGGCAAACUCAAAUCUUCGCUUUCUAAGGAGUUGUGUUUGAUUCGUUUCCAUCCUGCCACAGAAGAAGAAGAAGUGGCCUAUAUCUCUCUCUACUCCUAUUUUAGCAGUCGUGGUCGUUUUGGUGUUGUAGCUAAUAACAACAGACAUGUCAAGGAUCUCUACCUGAUCCCACUGAGUUCUAAGGACCCAAUACCUUCCAAACUCUUGCCCUUUGAGGGACCAGGUCUUGAAUCAUCGCGUCCAAAUUUAAUUCUUGGAUUGGUUAUCUGUCAGAAAGGGAAACGUCUUGCUACCGGCAUGGAAACAGACAAAAUAGAGGAAAAGCGAAGUCGGAUUCAGUUGCAGGAGGAAGCAGAGCCAUCGCAGUUCUUGAAGGGGCCAGUAGCUUCUUUUCAAGAAAAGAAAACCCCCAAAUACGGGCUUUAUUCUGGAGACUCAGCUGUGAGUACAACACCCCCUGGGUCUCCUCCGCCGCCUCCACCCCCACUUCCCGUUCCAGAAAGCUCAGCAGUUACACCUUCAGUAUUAAAAAUACUGUCCUCGAUUAAAAGUGGAACCACAGCUACUGCACCGCCUCCGAUCUCAGCCGCUGCUUCUCCAAGUGUUACUGCUACGCAUUCUUCGUCCUCAAAAACUGCCACACCUCUCGAGCACAUCCUGCAGACGCUGUUUGGAAAAAAGAAAUCUUUCGAACCUGUUGCUAAGGAUUCUGAAACUGCCCAGUCUUCAAAUCAGAAAGCUCAGGCAGCUGCUGAGGGAGGUGUGGCAGCUGUUCCUUUGUUAGAUCCCAUUGUACAGCAGUUUGGACAGAUGUCGAAAGACAAAGCGAUAGAGGAGGAGGAAGAUGACAGACCAUAUGAUCCCGAGGAAGAAUAUGAUCCAGAGAAAGCUUUCGAAAUGCAGACAGGUGAAAGUGAAAAACUUUACAGUGUGGAAAAGCCAAGUAAUACAGCAGUAUUAGAGGAUGAGGCCUAUGAUCCGGAAGAUGAAACUAUCUUGGAAGAAGCAAAAGUUGCUGUUGAUGAUUUACCUAACAAAAUGUAUACGGAUGCUAAAAGCAGUGCUCCAGAAACAUCUGCUCCAUAUGUACCUGACUUAUCUGCGUCCUCAUCCUUAGUGGAGCAGCAGAAAAUGUUGGAAGAAUUAAACAAACAAAUAGAAGAACAGAAAAGGCAAUUAGAGGAGCAAGAAGAAGCCCUCAGACAACAAAGAGCGGCUGUUGGCGUUUCAAUGGCUCAUUUUUCAGUGUCUGAUGCUUUAAUGUCACCACCACCAAAAUCUUCCCUAAUAAAGACUGAAUUGUUCCAACAGGGCCAGCAAGCUGUACAAAAAGUAGAUUUACCUUCAUCUGCAAAUCAACAAGCACAAGUUUUAAACCAGGGCUCUGACCCACGGCAGACUAGAGAUCCUCGACAAGCCCGAAGAAUGGCAACAGAAAUAAACGACAAUACUGAUGCUCGAAUAAAGCCACAGGCAGUACAGAAUGAAACACCUGCAAGAGAAAUUCUUUCAGCAAGUUUUCCAAGUGCUUUGUCAGCUUCACUUGGUAAGGAAGAUAAUACCUUAAUGUCUGCUCCUCAGCUUAGUUACACUGCUGGUAACUGGGUUUCAAGUGAACAGGCUUGUACGGUGUCACAGAAAGAGGCACCUAGUAGCAAAUUUGAAAACACCGCUCAAGUUAAUUUGGAGAAUGUAAGUCAAACAGUUCCUGGCGAACCCUCCACAUCCAAACCCUUACGCAAAGUGCUGCUUCCAACACCUCCGACUACGUGUUUUCAGCCUAAUUUCUCCACAUCAAAUGACAGUCAGUCUUUGCAAGAUAUGCAUCAAGUACCAUGGUCAAAUGAGCCAAAGGAAGGAAUAGGAAGAGAUUCUUUUUCAAAUGCAAUGUUUACUUCUCAGGAAAAUGCAGGUGGUCACUAUGAACCAGAGAGAGGUCUGUCUUCACUGCAGUAUGAAGAACAAAGAAACCCUCAGCCUCAUCAAUUUGUAGAACAAACUGAGUCUACAUCAAUUCAGGGUGAGGGUGGCCCUCUCCCACAGCACUUUGAGGAAAACAGACUUCCAUUUUCUUUGUCUGGGCAGAAAGGAGGACCUCCACAACCGCCAAUGCACAAUGCACCUGGAGGACCUCACGGACCUAACUUUAGAGGGCCAGCACCACAGUUCUCAGAAGAGCACGGUUCUCCAAACAGUGAUGGGCAAAGAGGAUCUGCCCCUGGAAGAUUUGGAGGUCAGAAGGGUCCCAUCCCUUCCUUAUUUUCUUCACAGCAUGGAUCUCCGGUUUUUGGUGAUAGUAGGGGCCCUGCCCCAUCUUACGGUGUUCCAAGAGGAAUGUCACCAUCUCAGUUUGAAGAUCACAUGGAACCUCACAUGGAACAAAGGGAAUUCUCAGAUUCCCAAUACAAUGAGAUGAUUAGGCCUCCAGGACCAUUUGAAGGAUCUGAUCAACCUCAGUUUAUGGGAAACAGAGGACCUUUUCCUUUUGGAGGUCAAAGACGACCUCCACCAGCUCAGUUUAAGGGACAGAGAGGAGGCCCUCAGUUUGGAGGGCCAAGAGGUCCGGCCCCUAGUCAUUUUGGGGGACCAAGAGGGCCUCACACAAAUCAAUUUGAAGGGCAGAGAGGUCCACCUCCGAAUCACGGACCUGGCCCAAGAGGACUUUUGCCACAGCCAUUUGAAGAACGGAGAGGGAGUCCCCCUCCCAGAUUUGCCAACAAGAGAGGUCCAGCACCACCUCAGUACGGAGGACCAAGAGGACCCUCGCCUGCAAUGUUUCCAGAGCAAAAUGAACCUCCUUCUAGAUUUCAUUUCCAAGGUCAGUCGCAACAAAGUAUGAAGUCAACCCCAAGACCACUCCUAGACCUUCCAGGUCAUCUGUCAGCCCACAGAAAAGACAUGUGGGAGGAGGCUGGACCAUCUGCAUCUCUUUCCAGUGUUCCCGGACAAGGGCAUGAGUCAGAAGGACAGUGGUCAGCACCUGACUUCCGAGAAGGCAAAAAUAUUGAAUAUAGAGGCCAGACAUUUGAAGGGAGGCAGAGAGACAGAUACGAGGGAGGAAAUAAAGACAAGGGUUUAGAUCAGCCAGAGCCUCAGCAAGCUGAUAAUCGACAAGGUAGACCGUUUGAGGAAAGACGAAGGGAUCGUGAACAUGGCAGACCUUGGGAAAGAGACCGUGGCAGAAACUGGAACAGAGACAGGGACUGGGAGAGACACAGGGACAAGGAAUGGGAUAAAAACAGAGACAGAAACCAAAACAAAGAUAGAGAGAAGGAUUCCGAGCAUGCUAAGGACUGGGAAAGAAGCAGAGACCGAGACAGAGCCAGAACCAGAGACAGAGAAUCCUACAGAAGACGUGACAGGGAGAGAUCAAGGAGCAGAGACAGAGAUCGUGACAGAGAUAAAGACAGGGACCGGGAUCGAAGCAGGGAAAAAGAAAGAGAUCGGGAGAGAGAUCGGGAUCGUGAGAGAGGAAGAGAUCGGAAAGAUCGGAGCAAAACCAGGGACACUGGUAAAGAGGUGAAGCCAGAAACACCUAAGGAAAGCCAGAAACCAACAGAGGCAGAAGCUUCAUCGUCCACUGCUCAGUCGUAGAAAUAUGGCUGCUACUGUAUUUUCCGUAAAUAAGACACUUUUACAACACAGCAAGGACCGAGUCAGUGUCUUCUGUAUAUACUGUAUAUUCUCACCUUUGCAAAAGUGCUGUUGUAAAUCUAGCCUUAUACAAUGUACUGACAAAUGAGUAAUUUUUGAAGAACUGUGAAUGAAAAUACUCGAAGAUGUAAACGGCAAGAACAUACCGGACUUUCACUUGCUGCAUUUUGUGCAUAACGUUUUUAUUCUAAAAAUUCACAGCGUUACCUGUUCUGAAAUUUUGUUUUUUUCUACUCGCAUCUUUAUCUUAAAAUUUCCAUUUACGGUACAGAAAUGGGAAAAGUCUAAGAAGAGCAUAUUGCUUUUUAAAAUUAUAAAGUUAUGUUUUCCAGUAACUUGAAUUGUAAUUUUAUAAGAGAAUUUAAUCAAAAUCCUAGGAGCCAUACCUGUACAUCUCAUUUAUGUGGUAUUUUGAUGUCCAAGUUGUUCCUACAGCACACGCUUUAAAAAAGGAGUCCAAUAUUGCUGUCUUUCUUUACAAUGCAAAGACUGUGUGUUUAGGAAAAGGCUGCAGAAGAACAGUGUUAUUAUUUGACAGAGGAUUUGGAAAUGGAAUGUUAUGAGCUUAAAGUGCACUAUUUUCCUUUCUCUAUACAGUUAUUUUGUGUUUUGAAAUCCAUCUGUUAAGUGUACAGCAAAGAAGCAAUUCAUACUUUUCACGAGGGUGAGGAGUUUUAAAUCCCACAUAUUUACAAACCCGUAAUUAAAGAGCAUAUAUGAGUAGCACCUUUAUAACCAGCAAAACGUUUUAAAAACACCAAGAUCUAUUGGCAAAAGAUCGAGUCUACAAAAGGAUGGGGAUACCAAAGGAAUGAAAAAUAACUUUAUUGAACAGAUGAACUGAUUUAUGUGAGGCAUUUUGGGGGUUUUGUUUUCUUUGGGCAGAAAACUGCCAGAGAUUUAAGAAGUGUCACCGCUUUCCUCUACUUUUCAAUCUAAAAGUGUGAAAAAAAGUGCUCCUGAAAAAAAACCCCACAAAAAUGCCCCUGUUUUUGUCAGCCCCUGCUCAUUCUGGCACUGUAUAUAAGACUGUCCAAUGAAAAUGGUCUACAUGCAUUUAGCUUGGAAAGAUUGGUAACACCUGAUGUCAUGAUUCAAGGGGGAAAGUCCUUACUGUGAAAUACAUUACACAGCUACUUUUCAUGUAUUCUUCAAGUACGUAAUUCUGAAGUAUGAAAUAAGAAAACCCCGUUAUUUACAAUUUGACUACAUAAAUUAACAGUUGCUUAAGUAUUUUCGUAUUUUUAUAAAAUAGUUUUGAAAAAGGUAAAAUUAGAUUCCUACAGAUACUUGCAUCUUGAAUUCUACAUUACAAGUAGCAUCCAUGUCAUGUAUCUCACCAUAGGUUAUAAGGUUCAUAUUGGUGUGUCUUACAAGUCCUCACACAUCACGGGUUUGCUGGUUGGAAUGAUUGCAAAAUGAACCUGUAAACAACACGUUAACAUGCAGAGAGGUGUUAUUAAAUACAAACAUCUACUAUGGUGUAAGAUUUUUUCUUAAUGAGAUGUUUCUAAUUUAAAGACAUACAUAAAAGUAUGCAAAAAGCAAGUGUGUUUGUUUAGGUUUACUUGAUAGAAAUUUCUGUAAAUUGUAUUUUAUAUGGCAAAAUAUAGCACUGUACAUGAAGAUAUGGGAGUUCACAGGUUUUUGUUACUGUAAGUAGAAUAAACAUCUACAGC